UUGAAAUUCUCGCAGCGAACGAAGCCCAAAUCCGUCAUUUGGAGGGAGAGAGAGAGAGAGAGAGAGAGAGAGUGUGGCGGUGGAAGGGAAGGAGAGAGAGAGAGAGAGGGACUCGUGGAGGGUGGGUGUGGGCGAUGCGUGGAGGUCAGGGGGCAGGUGGUGAGUGGCAGAGACAGAGUAAAGCGGCGAGAUCCCGGUCCUCUUUUUGUAAAAUGGCCUAUCUCAAACCCAUCUUCGCUUCCUCUUCUACAUAAAAAGUUAAUCCCAGACACAAAACACACGCACGGACACAACAGUCAAUCCCCACACCGAUUUUCAGAGAGAUGAGUGAGUCGGCGAAGGUUUUGUACAUAGUGGUGGUGGAUGCCGAGGAAGCGAGAGAGAAAGGGCAGGAGUCUUUUCGAUAUACGCGUCCGGUUUUGCAGAGCUCUCUGCAACUCAUGGGAUGCAAGCCUCGACACGCCUUCAAGAUUAGUCAACGAGUUUUUGAAUUGAUAAGAAACGUAAGUUCAUGUAAUGCCUUGCUUCCGGACGGGACAGAGAAUGUUUCCCCCAGUAAAGCUGAGGCGUGCAAGCAUAUGGUUUCAGGGAAAGAUCAUAGAAGUAAGAGUGUACCAUUUGAAAUGUACAAAACACGUACGACUGUUGUAGUUAGGAGAGAAACUUACUUGGAUGUUGUUUGUGAUGCUCUGGCUGAGUACAAGUAUGUUGGUCCAAAUCAGAGGGCAGACUUAGUUUUGGCAUGCAGAAUUCGAGAACGGAAGGAAUCUGUAACAGUACUGUUGUGCGGCACCAGUGGCUGUGGAAAAUCUACUUUGUCUUCAUUGCUGGGUAGUAGGUUGGGAAUCACAACUGUGAUAUCUACCGACUCGAUUCGGCACAUGAUGAGGAGUUUCGCAGAUGAGAAGCAAAAUCCUUUACUAUGGGCUUCAACCUAUCAUGCAGGGGAGUGUUUAGAUCCAGUGGCAGUUGCAGAAGCAAAAGCCAAAAAGAAAGCCAAAAAAUCAGCUGGAAGUUCACAUUCACUUUCUAAAGAUGGAAUAGUUGAUGGCUCUAUGUUAGACGCUGGUUCGAGUACUGCUGAAUUGAUCGGUCCAAAGCAGAUGGCCAUUGAAGGAUUCAAGGCACAAAGUGAGAUGGUAAUUGACAGUCUUGACCGUCUUAUUACUGCAUGGGAGGAAAGAAAAGAAUCAGUUAUUGUAGAAGGUGUUCACUUAAGCCUUAAUUUUGUGAUGGGGCUUAUGAAGAAACACCCUUCGAUCAUACCAUUCAUGAUAUUUAUCACAAAUGAGGAUAAGCACUUGGAGAGAUUUGCAGUACGUGCAAAGUAUAUGACACUGGACCCAGCAAAGAACAAAUAUGUGAAGUACAUCCGAAACAUCAGAACAAUUCAAGAAUAUCUCUGCCAGAGGGCUGACAAGCAUCUUGUCCCCAAAAUUAACAACACUAAUGUUGACAAGAGUGUGGCUGCAAUCCAUGCAACAGUCUUUAGCUGCCUCCGUAGGCGUGAAGCAGGGGAACAACUUUAUGAUCCCACGAGAAAUACAGUAACCGUAGUGGAUGAGGAGUAUAGGAACCAGCGUGCAGCCAAUUCUUUGAGUUCAAAGGGGAUGUUUCAACUUAUCCAGAGAAAAGGGUCAUCUAGGCAUCUGAUGGCUCUUGUAAAUACUGAUGGAUCUGUAGCAAAGGCUUGGCCUGUUGAUUCAGUCGAUCGUAAUGGGAAGCCUAUAUUCUGCCAUGGGACUGAGAUGGAGAUUGGCAGUGCAGAGCAAGUGAAUCUUCAGUUUGGUCUCUAUGGUUUAAGCGCUUGGCCCAAAGAUGGUGGCCCAAGCUGUGCUGGAAGUGUUGAUGGGUCAAGGGCUGAUGAUACUGAGACUGUAAGUAGGCAUUUCUCUUCUUGCUGCAGCUCACCACGAUCGGAGGGACCUGCCAAGGAGCUGAAGGAGGACAACUCGGUGCAUGGCAGCGAUGAAGAGGUUGAUGAAUCAGCUGAUGUAGGCAGUGAUGAGGAAUUAAGUGAUGAUGAUGACAAACAAGUUGAAGAAGAGAUAGGGUCAGUGGAUGAGGAGUCUACGAAAUCAGAUGAAGAGUAUGAAGACCUGGCAAUGCAGGACGUUCAGGGGAAUGGAUACUGGUCAGAUGAUGGUGCUACGGAGCGCAAGCUUAAGAUAUUCCCAGUUGCUGAGCACCCAUCAGCCAAUAAGGAUGUGGAUAAGUAUCGCCAGAACCUGGAUCUUUUCCUUAGAACUAGAAACGAGUCAUUUUCUGAACCACUAUGUUCAUAUACGUCUCUCCUCUUUAUGGAGAAGAAUGAGAUGACAAUGCCGUGCUCUGGCAAUAUGAAAAUUAGAAAACGCCGGUCCCUUAGCAUUCCAGCAUUGGGAAGGCAUGGGUCAAAAACAAGGGGUCCCAUACUUUCUGGUGCCCCUCAGUGCUAACACAACAUUUAGUUACAGCUUAGUGCUCUCAUCCCCUCGGUCUAUAUCUGCCUUUCUAUGUAUGGGCUCCCCUUUCUUUUUAGAGUACCUUAGGUUUAAGUAUCACCGAUAUGUACAGUUGUGCUUUGAGACUUGCAAUGAAAUGGUUUUGUGAUGCAUUUGCCA
Rosa chinensis is the source of this 2603-nucleotide messenger RNA. RefSeq names its product P-loop NTPase domain-containing protein LPA1 homolog 1. The coding region runs from base 324 to 2438 and encodes 704 amino acids. NCBI's taxonomy places the organism in Eukaryota, Viridiplantae, Streptophyta, Magnoliopsida, Rosales, Rosaceae. The record is from RefSeq and is a predicted model, not a curated record. The transcript is spliced from 8 exons.